Messenger RNA from Eucalyptus grandis, 1193 nucleotides. Its product is annotated as psbP domain-containing protein 2, chloroplastic. Lineage: Eukaryota; Viridiplantae; Streptophyta; Magnoliopsida; Myrtales; Myrtaceae. Gene Ontology annotation, biological process: photosynthesis. The record is from RefSeq and is a predicted model, not a curated record. The transcript is spliced from 4 exons. The coding region runs from base 89 to 829 and encodes 246 amino acids. Gene Ontology annotation, cellular component: photosystem II oxygen evolving complex; extrinsic component of membrane; photosystem II. Gene Ontology annotation, molecular function: calcium ion binding.
ACAGAGCACACGAGUGAAGCCCAUCAUCCCUCGACUGACUCAGCGAUGAUGUCACUGUCUGCGCCGUUUAUCCUCCGCUCCGACGGCCAUGGCUCUCCGAACUUGCUUGGCCCUCUCCGACCAUCGCUCUCUCGAGUCCAAUUCCUCAUCUCCGAUCGCCGCGCCUCGCGUUCCGACUCAGAAUCACGGCCCUCGCGCCCGAGUUUCGGGCUUUCCUCACGAGGGCGACCGGUUCUUGCUGCCAGCGCUUCGUUUGAGCAAGAGGGAGGCGAACCUGUCGAUUCUUGCGGUCCUGCUAAAUGGGUGCGGCCCAAGCGCCUCGGCGGCGACGUUGCGACAAGAAGUGGAGCUGGAGAGGUACACAGACUCCAAGGAGGGCUUCACUCUCCUCAAACCUUCUUCUUGGGUUAAGGUGGAUAAAGCAGGGGCGACGGUGCUGUUUGAGGAGCCAACCAAGGGGAGCAACAAUGUGGGAGUGGUGGUGAGUCCAGUUCGUCUUGCCAGCCUUGGCGAAUUCGGGAGUCCUCAGUUUGUCGUGGACAAGCUCAUACAAGCUGAAAAGCGCAAAGAAAGUACAAAAGAUGCUGAAGUGAUUGGAGUGGCUGAGAGAUCGGGCCAGGGAGGCUUGCAAGUAUACGAGUUUGAGUACAAAUUGGACAGCACCAGGGGAGGGAUGAAAAGGAUCUUUUCGGCUGCGUUUGUGACCUCAAAGAAGCUCUAUCUCUUAAAUAUUGCUCAUUCAGACAAGCCGGAGAGCCCACUUGACACCCAAACAAGGGUGAUGUUGGAGGAAGUUCUCCAUUCUUUUGAUGCUGCUCCUGGCACAUGAACAUCACGGUCCAUCACGACUUGACUAUUUGCUCUAUGCCACUCAAACACGGUUACUGACGGCUGAGGUGGCAAAACUCGCCUCUUAAAUGACUCUGGCGAUGCGUUCUAGGAAGCAAAGGGUAUCAUUCUUUAUGUUCUUAGGUGAAACGAAGGGUGAGAUACUUUUUUUUUUAAACAGCCUCUGUGAAUGAUGACUAAGAGGCUUUAUAUCAUUCUUGCGUUUCUACAUACCUACCAGAAUUUCUUAUGUCGAGUUGUUCUCCUAUCGGGGAUUAGUAAUUUCUGUUAGGUAAUGCUUUUUACCACACCUAGGAUGGCGUUUUCGCUACACCCGUUCUCAAUUAUCUGCCUGGUUAUGCUUA